AUGGAAGCUGAUCGAAUAAGCAACUUGCCUCUGGAUUUAACGUACAAUAUCCUAGAAUGUUUACCGCUACAAGAAGCUGCCAAGACAAGCGUUUUGUCGCAACAUUGGAGGUUUUUAUGGGCUUCUAUCCCACAGCUUGUACUUGAUGAGUCAUUCUGUGCUACCAUCGUAAAUGGUAAAAGUGAACCUGCAGAUAUCUCGUUGCGUUACUCAAAGGUUGUCAACAGUAUACUUCUUAGUCAUGUUGGACCGAUAUCUAAGUUUGUACUUUUUGUUCCCUCUUUCCCCGGAGAAAGAUACCCAUGGGUAAACUAUGUUUUUCGUGAUGGCGAAUUUUAUCCAAAUCUGAAAAAGAAAUUGCCUGAAUGUUUGUUCACAUGUUCGGGCUUGACGCAUUUGACUCUCAUCGGAUGCAAACUCCGCUCUCUUCCGCCGUCUUUUAUGGGUUUUCCGUGCCUUAUUUACUUUAAAUUGGUGGGGAGCCAAGAGCUCUCUGUUGAGACAAAGAAAAGUGAUUAUUUUGGAAAAAUUCCAAUAAAAAUGGGACAACUGCGAACUUUGAAUUUGUCAGAUAUAAAACUAUAUAAGAAGUCCAACAUUUCUGUUUUGUUUUGCUUGUUUGCGAGCUCCCCACAGUUAGAACGACUAUACAUUGAAAUUUCCGAGCUUGUGAAAGUCACCGAUGAUCACCCACUUCAGAUUGAUUGCUCUUUUACCCUUCGAUGCCUUAGAAAAGUGCAACUCCUUCGUGUAUCAGGGUGGAUCCGUGAGCUACAGCUGAUAAAAUACAUUCUAGCCCAUUCUCCUGUCUUAGGGAAUAUGACGAAUGAGCUCCAUAAGAAUAUGGAAGUUGAACAAAAAUACAAUUUCGCCUUGGAGGCUAUGCGAUAUUGUCGAGCCUCACCAAAUGCUGAGAUAAUAAUCAAGGACAAGUAA
Molecule: messenger RNA, 936 nt
Organism: Chenopodium quinoa (quinoa)
Lineage: Eukaryota; Viridiplantae; Streptophyta; Magnoliopsida; Caryophyllales; Amaranthaceae
Product: putative F-box/FBD/LRR-repeat protein At5g56810
Exons: 3
Coding region: 1-936 (311 amino acids)
Molecular function (GO): protein binding
Source: RefSeq, a predicted model, not a curated record